AUCACUCGUCCUCAUAUGAGUGAAAAGGUGUCUGCUCAAAUACCACCCGAAAAAUCAACCACAACAUUGUUAGCAGAACCUAUCAUCGGUUGGAGCUUAUUGGCUGCUCUCAUUUUGACCGGUUCUAGUCCUAGUGUAUGGAUAUUCCUCUUAGGCACCCUACUUGUCGAACUCGGCGUUAUCCUAAAAAUCGACAAACUUCCAGGUUCGCGUGGUGAAGGACCGCCAACGGGUGCUUGGCUAGUUGCUCUAGUUCCCACAAUUCUACUGCCUCAUGACUCAAAUGCUGCACUAUGUCUAGUCGGUGGCUCAUUCACCACCUUCGUUCUUUUUCUUUUUAUGCUGGAGAUAAGUGUCUCAACUGUUGCCUUCGCCGCGAUCUGGUUUAUUUGUGCUCACUUAACUAACCUAACCUUCAGUCUAUAUUUUUUCGCAAUUUGUGUAUUUCUCUUUUUUCUAUCUGCUGAACUGCUGGCCGACUUCCCGGGCUCACUGACUUUGUGGGAAGCUAUUUUACUCACCCAGAUCUGCCUUGUCUUCCACAUUAACACAUCUCUAUUCAUAAUUCCUCUUCUCUGCUUUUAUGCAGUGGAGCGUUUCAAAAUGGUGGUGAGUGUCGAGACGUUUGGGACCUUAUUUGCUGCCUUUAUAUGGUUGUUGCCUCUCUUAGCGGACCUGGCCGAUCGUGCGCAAUAUGAAGGGAACGGUGAAUAUUAUCCCCCCGUGCUUCAGCUAAAUCCCUCAUCACUGAUUCGUGAAUUGGUCAAACCUCUAAACAUCCUACUCGUCACAACGUUAUGGGCACCGCUGUGUAUACUUGCAGUUUUGGUCGUUGCAUGCGUCAGAGAAAUUGGUGUGGAGGGAAGCAUGUUUAACUUGCGCAAGCUGUUCCACUUUCUAGCCGGCAUAGUUUACUCCACGGGCUUAUUGGUGUCCCCCUACCUACUUUCUGUGGCUUCAACUUUCGUCUUAGUCUCUUUCUGCUUGAUUGAAUGGGUUCGGCGAAAAGGGCCUUCACCUGUCUCCACAAUCCUGAAUGAUAUCUUACAACCAUUCCGCGAUUCACGUGACAGUGGAGAACUCAUAUUUACCCCCAUAGCUCUUCUUCUCGGUUUGAGUCUGCCAAUUUGGAAUUUCUGCAUUCCAUUACCAACGCAAACUGAUGGUGAGCUUCUUUUAUUGAGACUGUCCCCUCGGGCGUGGUGUGGCGUAGUCACGAUAGCGCUGGGUGACAGCAUCGCAGCCCUGGUUGGCCGCCGUUGGGGCAAGUACUGGCUCCGCUGGCCAGGCACCCACCGAACCCUCAUCGGAUCUCUCGCUUCAUUUGCUUCUCAGAUCCUAUUAUGGAGUGCACUCUCCGUGCUUUACGAUUGGCCAUGGACGACUGGAUUGUUGCCUUUGUCGAUCGGCGUGCUAGCAGAGGCGUACACUGAGCAGAUUGACAAUCUGGCGAUCCCUCUCCUCGUGAUGUGUCUGACUCCCGCUUAA
Messenger RNA from Mesocestoides corti, 1488 nucleotides. Lineage: Eukaryota; Metazoa; Platyhelminthes; Cestoda; Cyclophyllidea; Mesocestoididae. The record is from the annotation of a GenBank genome assembly.